AUUGGCAACAUUGUUUUUUGGUAGUUUACAAAUAAAAUGGCCGAUAUGUGAGGCUAGUUUGUAUGGACAAUAAAAUAUGCAAUUAUGUAAAAUUAAUGACCGUCGGCCGUGCGUGCGUCCAAGUCAAAACGUAGCCCCGUGAGCGCGAAACACGGAAAAAGUGCGCGGAGCACGAGUGAGAGUGUGGGAGCGCCGUGGGAGGAAGGUGGAGGUUGUCUUUCAAGACCCGUGGACGCCGCGGGCCGCGGGCCCGAAAGACCGAAACCCGAAUACCCGAAACGAAAGGAUAUCACUUAUGGUCUCCAACACAUAGAAGAGCCGCGGCGGCGUGCUUUUUUCUAUUGGUGUACAGUGGCGCGGCAACGAUACGAAAGCGGCUCCUAGAGAGGCGAAAAGGGAAAAACGGCGAACCUUCGAAACGGCCGCCCUGCUCCGAUAUUGCCGACGUACGGCUCACCGUGUCUCGUGCAGCCCUCCGUCUCGGACUCUCGGCUUGUGCUCCCGGGGCCCGCAUCUCGCGAUCCCGAGAUCGGCGUAAGCGCCUCGGGUGCACGUUGCACGCUUUUAUGAUUGUAGCGACAUAAUUUUGCUAGAUUAACCGCUUGACAGCCCAGUUCUGUAGCCGGGAAUAGCCGGGGAUAUCUGCUUACCUGCUCGUGGACACCGAGGCUCCGUCAAGCUCCGGCAAGCCGCGUCUGGCGUCUAGCGUCUAGCGUCCCCUGUUCCUGACGGCCGUUCUUGGCACAGAUAUGACACCCGUACUUUACCACCAAGGCCGAGAUACUGGAGCGUGACGGGUACGUUUACUUGGAACCUCUCAAAAUAUUUCCCACGGAUCAGUUUGUUAUAGUGGAAAGGACUGGCACGGAAAAUGCAUUGACAGAGACGGAGCAACGCAUCAGCAGUGCCGCGUCCAGCCAGACUAAUCCAUCUAUCACAACCCUGACGAAUAUGUGUACCACUCCUGGGAAUGCGGGUACAGGUUUCGGGUAUGCUUGGUCCUUCGGACCGGGGACAGAGACCCGAGAGAACGCCCAAAGCGAACUCGCGACAAACAUCAGUUACGCCGUCAACAAUAACCAGGAUCAAGGAUCCAGUCAGAAGAUACAAGUCGACAUCAAGCCGACCAAGGUUACCGCUACCACUCAUCGUCGUCCGAUGUUUGCGAUGAACGAAAGUUGUCAGCAAACACCCACUACGCAUCAUGGCCAUACAGGCGGAGCACACAAUCAAACGACCCACGGCACUCACGUUCGCACUAAAAAGCAUCACGACGUAUUUUCGUUAACGUGUGACAAAGGGGGAUGUACGUGCGACGCGGCUCAUCCCACACCUCCGCCUUCCUUGUUCUCAAACACCUUAGUUUUUACAACAGCCGACAAGCACGCCAUGAGUAAGCACUUCAUGACACCGAUCGGCCCGUUGCAGCUUACCGCGGAAGAGUGCAAUGAGAUCUUGAUGAAGAGAGCGGCUGCUGCGUCCAAUCAAGCUAACGCGACGAAUAACGUUGCGACCAGUCAGACGGACAAUACCGCUCACUUUGGCCAUGUUUUGACCCAUGUCAAUACGACGCAAAUCGAGACGAAAGUCAAACAGCAACAGGAUAUGGGAAGUCAGGUCCGUGUACCGAAAGAACGACCGUACUCUUGCUCGGAAUGCGGAAAAUCCUUUCUUCUCAAGCACCAUCUUACCACACACGCGAGAGUACACACCGGCGAACGGCCACACAUUUGCAUUCAUUGCGGCAAGAGUUUUGCGCACAAACAUUGUCUUCAUACGCAUCUGCUCCUGCACAGCGCCGAGAGACCGUACCAAUGUCGCGAAUGUAAAAAAUCUUUCACGCUGAAACAUCAUCUUGUAACACAUACCCGCGUGCAUACGCGGGAGCGGCCGUUUAUCUGUCAGGAAUGUGGAAGAGCAUUUCCUCUAAAACGUCAUUUAGUGACGCACAGUAAGUUCCACUCGGGGGAGAGACCUUACGUUUGCGAAGAAUGCGGGGAAUCGUUUUCGCAAAAGGAUCAUCUUACGAUGCACUCGCGCUUCCACGGCAGCCUACAUCCAUUCGUUUGCCCCGAUUGCGGUGCAACUUUUCAGAGGAAGUUCGAGCUAGUUAAUCACGGCCGGCUGCAUGGCAGAGUACCACAUUCGUGUACCGUCUGCGGAAAGGAAUUUCUGCAGAAGCGAACACUUUUAGCUCAUAUGCGUUUACAUACGGGCGAGACACCCUUCGCUUGUACCGUUUGCGGAGAAGCAUUCCCUCGGAAAGCAGACCUGGUCGCUCAUUCUAAGAUUCACAACAAUAAUGCAAAUACUGAUGAAAAGUCCCUUACAUGCAGGGAAUGUGGUUUGGACUUCCCGAAUCGAGAAGCUCUAAAUUUGCACCAGAGGUUACAUACUGGUGAUCGAACGCUUGUAACAGACCUUUGUGGAUUAGCAGCCGCUUUUCAGCAAACUCCGGCACAUUUCCUUACCCCAAACACUCCAGGAGCACAUCAGAUGAACGGACCGAUAGGGACUCCUGGUGUCAGUCAUAUGCAUGGCGCGACGCAAACAUCGCCACCAGUGGGUACAGGACCAAAACCUAAGCCACAUAUUUGUCCUGAUUGCGGCCGCGGUUUCGCACAAAAACACGGCUUGUCGCAGCAUCAACGACGUCACACAGAUGGCAGUUGCCACAUAAGAUCACACGUAUGUGACAAAUGCGGCAAAGCCUUCUUCCAGAAGAAUCAUUUGUUAUUACAUCAACGUCAGCAUAUGGAUCCGCCACCAAGUAUACUUAGACAACAACAGAGACAAGCUGCUCAAGCUGCGGCUCAGCAAGCACAACAGCAACAGCAGCAGCAGCAACAAGCGCAACAGCAACAACAGCAGCAAGUUCAGCAGCAGCAGCAAGUGCAACAACAAGUACAGCAGCAACCACAGCAACAGCCGCAAACGUGUACCGUCGAUACUAAAACGAUUCAACUACAGGCAAUACAACAGCAGGUACAGCAACAGGUGCAACAACAGGUGCAGCAGCAACAGCAGCAGCAGCAGCAACAGCAACAACAACAACAACAGCAGCAGCAGCAACAACAGACGCAGCAGCAGCAGCAGCAAGCAUGUUCCGUGGACGCUAAAGCAAUACAGUUGAAUGUCACCAUGUGAGACGGUAUAAAGAUGAGGGACUGGAGAGUCCUUGAAACAUUAGCACUCCCAAAUGCGCACCCUGCUGCCACCCUCUGCACGCACUUCUCUUGUACUAACAAUAUACGUUAGAUAUAUAUUUAUUAUCUCUAGAUUCAAAAAUAAUAAUCAAUUUUACAUACAAGAAUAGGAAUAUACAAAGAAUAUACAUAUAUAUACACUAUAUUCUAAUUACUAUAAGGCUUGUAACAAGGAAAUAAAAGUAACCAUAUAUUAGUGUUUUACAUAUACAAUUUAUAAAUAUACAAAUAUAAAAAUAUAUAAAUAUAUAAAUAUAUAAAUAUAUACUCUAGACAUGUAAAAUGAGACUAAAACAAAUUAGUUGCCUUAACGAGAAGAAGAAUUUUAAUGAAUAUAUUAACUAUUAUGUUUGGUGAUUUUUUCAUUUACUUUUAUUUAGUAGGACAUCACUUUAUAAGAAAACACAUAUUGAAUAAAUCAAGAUAAAAAAAUAAGUUCGCCGUGUAUCGCUGCUUUGUUGUUAUCCUUCUCAAUGUAUUUGUGCGACGGUAAUUGAAAGGAGAUAAUCGAUGUGUGAACAGUAAAACAGUAACAGAAAGGGGGAGAUUCUUCUGUAAAGGGUUUUGGCGAAGAGAAAGAGGGUGGCAGACAUUGCGCAUUUAUGAAGCAUUUUUAAAGCUUAGAUCUAUAUAAGAUAGCAUUUUAGCCCCGCGCAAUUUAUAUUUUUACGUUAAACGUACGAGCAACUUGUUCGUUAAAUUUUAGAAAUACGUAAGAAUCCCGGUUUUAUAAAAUCCAAAUAUCAAUAAAUGGAUGUAAAUGUU
This is a messenger RNA of Temnothorax curvispinosus, 3971 nucleotides long. RefSeq names its product zinc finger protein 2-like. The record is from RefSeq and is a predicted model, not a curated record. The coding region runs from base 952 to 3147 and encodes 731 amino acids. Lineage: Eukaryota; Metazoa; Arthropoda; Insecta; Hymenoptera; Formicidae. The transcript has 3 exons.